UAAAAGGAGAGUGUCAGAAGAAGUGGUCAGAAAGUUGAACUGCGUUUUUCACGCUAGUAAGUAAUAAAAAGGACUAUCAUUUUCCGGUGUCGAUGAGACGAAGAGCUGUUCUGUGGAUGGAUUAAAGGCUGAAGUUCACUUUGAUGCAUGACGGAUCAAAACUUCUACACAGAAUCAAAAUCUGUUCUGUUUUUCCUUGAAGCGUUAAGGUCAGAGCGAAGUUCUCACCAUGUCUGAUGGGGACUAUGAUUACCUCAUCAAAUUCUUGGCUCUGGGAGACUCGGGCGUGGGAAAGACCAGCUUCUUGUACCAGUACACAGAUGGAAAGUUCAACUCUAAGUUUAUCACAACAGUGGGCAUAGACUUCAGAGAAAAAAGGGUGAUGUAUAAAUCUUGUGGCCCAGAGGGGAAUUCUGUCAGAGGGCAAAGAAUACACAUUCAGCUCUGGGACACGGCGGGACAGGAAAGAUUUCGAAGUUUAACAACAGCUUUCUUCAGGGAUUCCAUGGGCUUUCUUUUGCUAUUUGAUCUCACAAAUGAGCAAAGUUUCCUUAACGUCAGAAGCUGGAUGAGUCAGUUACAGACGCAUGCAUAUUGUGAAAACCCAGACAUUGUUUUAUGUGGCAACAAAUGUGAUCUGGACGACCAGAGAGCGGUGAAGGAAGAGGAAGCCAGGGAGCUUGCUGAUAAAUAUGGGAUUCCUUACUUUGAAACAAGUGCAGCCAAUGGGCACAAUGUGAGCAAAGUAGUGGACACUCUCCUGGAUCUCAUCAUGAAGCGGAUGGAGCGGUGCGUGGACAAGUCGUGGAUCCCCGACGGGGUAGUGCGCUCCAAUGGCCACGGGUCUACGGAGCGGCUCAGUGACAGCAAGGACAAAGACCAGGGCAUGUGCAACUGUUAAUCUGCACCUGGAGGAGCACCCCAGGUUUCUGAGUAGUACAGCUGCAGUUGCCUUGACAAAGGACAUGAACUUUCGGUGUUAUUGUAACAAAGCCCUCCGUCAGAAGAGAUGGAGGUGAAUGCUAAAGGAAAGACUACAUUUAUUUUGCCCCUUUUAACUACAGUUGUACUACCAGUAACCAGUAAUAAAGUAACCAUACGCAUGCAAUGUACUGUAUGGGUCAGGAGAGGUGGCGACUACUUGCUGAUGCCAUGAUAUUUAAAAUAUAAACUUUCUUGUAUUCCAACAGGAAAACAGGGCAGAGUUAGUGCUAGCAAAGUUUCUUCAGUGCACUGAAACUGCCAGAUGUUCUUUUGGGACCAUUUCACUUCUUAAUUGGAUAGAAAGUGCUGUAUACAGAACCUGUUGGUCCUGUUUUGGUGAGACACAAUUGUCCUAAGUCUAAUAAUCAUUAUAGGAAAUUAAAUUGGUGAUAGAAUGAUUUGUACGUAAAGUCUUUGAUUCCAGUUAACCUGUGGUGGGUGUACGUUAUGUUUAUGUAUUUUCUUUAGUAUUCCUAUUAUGGUGGUGUUUUGGUGGAUAGUUCUUUCUUGUUUUUACUAGAUGGGAUUUGUGCAUGAUUCUUCUUUUUUCUAUGUUCCUAAAAAAAACAAUCAAUGUUAGUAUAUAU
Polyodon spathula (Mississippi paddlefish) is the source of this 1571-nucleotide messenger RNA. RefSeq names its product ras-related protein Rab-27A. Gene Ontology annotation, cellular component: melanosome; secretory granule. Gene Ontology annotation, molecular function: GTP binding; GTPase activity. Gene Ontology annotation, biological process: melanosome transport; positive regulation of exocytosis. The record is from RefSeq and is a predicted model, not a curated record. The coding region runs from base 230 to 901 and encodes 223 amino acids. The transcript is spliced from 7 exons. NCBI's taxonomy places the organism in Eukaryota, Metazoa, Chordata, Actinopteri, Acipenseriformes, Polyodontidae.